This is a messenger RNA of Episyrphus balteatus (marmalade hoverfly), 2463 nucleotides long. RefSeq lists its product as uncharacterized. The record is from RefSeq and is a predicted model, not a curated record. The coding region runs from base 1 to 2463 and encodes 820 amino acids. The transcript has a single exon. NCBI's taxonomy places the organism in Eukaryota, Metazoa, Arthropoda, Insecta, Diptera, Syrphidae.
AUGAGAAACAACAAUCAAACAAAAAGAAUAAAAUAUGAAGAUGAAAAGUUCGGUACAGAUAAAGCAUCAAAUAAAAGAUGCAGCAAAGAAAAUGUAGAAUGUAAGGUAUUUUCAAAGAAAUUUCGCUCAAUAAAUGAUGAAAAUUAUGUGCAUGUUGUUCACAAUUUAGAAAUUAAGACAGAUUUUAUUCCCACAGCAAUGGUAAGAAUCGAAGCCGAUGGAUUUAUUUAUGGUCCAUAUAGGGCAAUGUUAGACACAGGGGCUCACAUCAACCUGAUGGUUGACAGGUUGAGAAGAGAUUUAAAGGUACAAACGAAACAGGCGUCAGGAAAGCUAGUAGGUAUUAACGGUAGUCCAUUUACAAUAACACGACAAGCCAUGGUCAAGAUAUUACCGUGGUACAGUACAGACUCUUUCAAAAGCCACGAAAGCGAAUCAUUUUGGUUUCUUCCAGAAGAAAGUCAAUGGAAUCCCAUUCUACCUACACGUACGACAGAGGCUGUUGAAGUAGGCAACAUAGACCCACAUAAAUAUGCAGAUCCAGAAUAUUAUAAGUCAAGGCAAAUAGAGAUUUUGUUGGGAGUAGAUUUUUUCGCAAAAUCCAUAAAAUCAGUAUUUAAGAAAAAUGAAGAUGGUACAGUUUUAUUAGAGACGACGCUAGGUUUAGUAGUACUAGGCUCAAAUCUGUUCAGGUACAAUGAUCAAGUAAAUGUUUGUUCAACUGUAGAAUAUUCAGAAAGCGACCAGUUAGAUAAUCUUCUAAAGAGACUCUGGGAAAUGGAUGAAAUCAAGUCAUGUUCUCAGAGAACAGAAGAAGAAGAAUUGGUAGAACAACACUUCCAACAAAACCACUAUCGUGACAAAGAUGGUGUAUUUGUGGUAAAGAUGCCACUCAAAGAAGAGUUUAAAGAUAUAGGCAGCUCACGAGAGACAGCUUUGCGUAGGUUCACAUAUCUAGAAAGAAGAUUAGAGAAAAAUGAGCAGAUGAAAAAUGCUUACGUCCAGAAAAUGAGAGAAAGUAUCCAACUAGGUCAUGUACAGGUAGCUAAUAGAAGCCCUAGAGCUAGCAAUAUAGUCUAUUAUAUACCACAUCAUUGUAUAGAAAAGAAAUUCCGUAUAGUAUAUGAUGCAAGCUGUCGCACGAAUAAAGGUAUAUCAUUGAAUGAAAUACAAAUGUUAGGUGAGAAACUGCAAAGGGACUUGCAUGAGAUAAUCAUGCGCUUCAGAAGACAUCGUAUAGCAAUUUGCGCUGACAUUAAGAAGAUGUUCAAUCAAGUCAGGCUUAACAAAGAACAAUGGGAUCUACAACGCAUAUUUUGGAGAGAAAACAGGUAUGAACAACUCAAAGAAUACUGGUUAACAGUCGUCACAUUUGGUCUGACUUCGUCAGCACACCUGGCAGUGCGUUCAGUACUACAAGCAGCCAAAGAAGCUCAACACAACUACCCAGAAGCAGCCAACGCAAUUAAGAAUGACUUUUAUAUAGACGAUUGUGCCACUGGUGAAACCGACGAUAAGAAAGCCAUUCAGUUAGCAAAGGAGAUGUAUGAAAUAUUAAAGGGAGCUGGUUUCGAAUUAUGUCAGUGGAAAUCAAACUCCAAGAGAUUCAUGGAAGAACUUCACGCUGGCACAGUUGACCCCACCAUGGUGUUUUCGGGGGAAGAGAAAUCAUCCAUUUUAGGCCUUAAAUGGCUAAUUGUUUCAGAUCAAUUCACUUAUGAGGUGAAAACACCACGUCUAGUAGGGACUCUCACCAAAAGAAAAGUAGUAAGCUGCGUAGCACAGCUCUAUGACCCAAACGGCUAUAUUUCCCCAGUCACAGUAAUAGGGAAAAUAAUCAUUCAAGACAUUUGGAGAUUAGGUACAGGGUGGGACGAAAGAGUCUCGUCAGGUAUAGAAGAAAGAUGGAAAGAGUACUGGAAUGGGAUAAUGGGCCUAGAGAAUUUUCGUAUAGACAGAUGGUUAGGCACCACUGGUGCAUCAGGUAUACAACUUCAUGGUUUUUCAGAUGCCUCAAGUGCAGCCUACGGUGCAGUUAUUUACGUUCGUACAGAAAACACAAAUGGCACAGGUAAAGGGAGGUUACUCAUAUCAAAGACGCGUUUAGCCCCAUUAAGGACCAUCACGAUUCCCAGGUUAGAGCUAGCAGCUGCAGAGUUGCUAUCAAGGUUGUUAGUAGAAGUAAGAAAUUCCAUGGAAUGGAUAGAUACGCCAUGCUUUCUAUGGUCAGACUCGUCAGUUGUACUGCACUGGAUAAGGAAGCUUCCAUGCGACCUAAAAACUUAUGUUGCCAAUCGUGUCUCGUCCAUACAGUCGAACACACAGGCUAAAUGCUGGCACUAUGUCAAUACAAAAGAAAACCCAGCUGAUUUACUGAGUAGAGGUGUACAGACGUCUGCGUUAGCAGACAAUAAACUAUGGUUGGAAGGGCCCAAGUGGCUCCAACAACCACGUACAGAUUAG